Messenger RNA from Eimeria acervulina, 1187 nucleotides. Its product is annotated as U4/U6 small nuclear ribonucleoprotein, putative. The annotation marks the transcript as partial. The transcript has 5 exons. The record is from RefSeq and is a predicted model, not a curated record. NCBI's taxonomy places the organism in Eukaryota, Apicomplexa, Conoidasida, Eucoccidiorida, Eimeriidae.
AUGGAGCCCAGCAGCUCCGGAGAUCCAGCAGCAGCGGCUGCAGCAGCAGCAGCAGCAGCGGCAGCAACACCAGCAAAAGCAACAACAGCAACGACAGCAGCAGAGGGAGCUGCAGAUGAGCAGCAGAAGAGAAGGAAGACCAGAUGGGAACGGGACGGCCCUGGAGAUGCAGCAGCAGCAGGUGCUGAAGGUGCUGCAGCAGCAGCAACAGCAACGCCAUCUGGUGCUGCAGCUCCUGCAGCAGGCGCAGCUCCUGCAGCAGCGGGAGCAGCAGCAGCAGCAGCAGGAGCAGGAGCAGCAGCAACUAAAGCAGGGGGUAUUAAGCUACCUUUCAGUGUACAAGCAGCAGCAGCAGCAGCACGUGAAGCACUCGAGAAAGCGAAGAAGGCGGCUCAGCUGCAACGCCAGAUUCAGGAGCAGCUAAAGCAGCAGCAAGCAGCAGCAGCAGCAGCAGCUGCUGCUGCAGUAAGCGCAGCUACGGUUCCCUCUCUUGCUGCUGCUGCUGCUGUAGCAGCAGCAGCUCCCAGCACCGCGAGCCCUGCUGCUGCUGCUGCUGCCGCUGCUGCUGCUGCUGCUCUAGCAGCGCAGCAAGUGAAAGCAAAUACAGGGACGAUGAAUGCAGGAAUUGGUGCAACGAAUCCGCUGUUGCAGCAGCAGCUGCUUUUGCUGCAGCACGAAGCGCAGCAGCAGCAGCAGCAAAGGCGGCAGCACCAAGAAGAGCAAGAAAGAGAGCUAUUGAAACAAAAACCCAUGAGAUUCGACAACUUAGGCAGAGAAAUAGAUGCUGCAGGAAAUAUUGUUGUUAGGCCGUCGACAUCGGAGACAACAUAUGAUGAUAUAACGAGCUGCCCUUGGUAUGAUCCAACCAUACAAACAAAAACAGCGAGAACUCAGCGCAAGAGGAAGGCGUUAGAGUUUCUUCCUAAGGGUCAUUAUGUUGCUAUAGAGCAGAAUAUGAUUAAUUACCAGCGGCAGCAGCAGCAGCGAGAAGCAGCAGCAGCAGCAGCAGCAACACCUACAGCGGAAGCAAAGAAGGAAAUUAGCCCUGAAGAAAAACUUGAUGCUGCUAUACCUGACUUCUCAAGAAUAUGGACAUGCAUCGACGCACUCAUUGAACAUCCGGCGCCGGUGAUGCUCGCAACUGCCGGCAACACUAUUGUUAAUAUGUACCUCACUCCAAAAGAAAG